AUGGCCAGCACCGAGACUAUCCUCCACGGCGUCAACGUGCUUGGCCCCAUCGAGGAGUCGCAGCGCAAGAUCCUGACUCCCCAGGCCCUCGCCUUCCUGGCGCUGCUGCACCGCUCCUUCAACCCUACCCGCAAGGCCCUUCUCGAGCGCCGCAAGAUCCGCCAGGCCGAGCUCGAUAAGGGUGCCCUGCCAGACUUCCUGCCCGAGACCAGACACAUUCGCGAGAACCCGACAUGGAAGGGCGCCCCACCCGCCCCGGGUCUGGUCGACCGCCGCGUCGAGAUCACGGGCCCGACCGACCGCAAGAUGGUGGUCAAUGCGCUGAACUCCGAUGUAUGGACCUACAUGGCUGACUUUGAAGACUCGAGUGCCCCGACAUGGGACAACAUGGUGAACGGCCAGGUCAACCUGUACGACGCUGUCCGGCGCCAGGUCGACUUCAAAAUCGGACAGAAGGAGUACAAGCUGCGGACAGACAGGACGCUGCCGACUCUCAUCGUGCGGCCGCGUGGAUGGCACCUUGAGGAGAAGCACGUGACGGUCGACGGCGAGCCCAUGAGCGGCUCCCUCUUCGACUUUGGCCUGUACUUUUACCACAACGCUUUCGAGACGGUCAAGCGCGGCUUCGGCCCGUACUUCUACCUGCCCAAGAUGGAGUCCCAUCUUGAGGCCCGGCUGUGGAACGACGUCUUCAACCUUGCCCAGGACUACAUCGGCAUGCCGCGCGGCACGAUCCGGGGCACCGUGCUGAUCGAGACCAUCCUGGCCGCCUUCGAGAUGGACGAGAUCAUUUACGAGCUGCGCGACCACAGUUCCGGGCUCAACUGCGGACGCUGGGACUACAUCUUCAGCGUCAUCAAGAAGUUCCGGCAAAACUCCAACUUUGUGCUGCCCGACCGCAACUGCGUGACCAUGACGGUGCCCUUCAUGGACGCCUACGUCAAGCUGCUCAUCCAGACGUGCCACAAGCGCGGGGUGCACGCCAUGGGCGGCAUGGCGGCUCAGAUCCCCAUCAAGGACGACCCGGCGGCCAACGGAAAGGCCAUGGAGGGCGUCCGAGCCGACAAGCUCCGCGAGGUCCGUGCCGGCCACGACGGCACCUGGGUCGCCCACCCGGCCCUGGCGUCUAUUGCUACCGAGAUCUUCAACAAGCACAUGCCCACCCCGAACCAGCUGUUUGUCCGCCGCGAGGACGUCACCGUCACCCAGAACGACCUCCUCAACAUGAACGUGCCGGGCAAGGUUACCGAGGAGGGAAUCCGCAAGAACCUCAACAUUGGUCUUGGGUACAUGGAGGCUUGGAUCCGUGGCAUCGGAUGCGUGCCCAUCAAUUACCUCAUGGAGGAUGCCGCCACGGCCGAGGUCUCGCGCAGCCAGCUUUGGCAGUGGGUACGCCACGGCGUGACCACGGCCGAGGGCAAGCGUGUUGAUAAGGCCUACGCGCUCAAGCUCCUAAAGGAGCAGACCCAGCAACUUGCCAACAAGGCGCCCAAGGGGAAUAAAUUCCACCUUGCCGCGCAGUACUUUGCUGGGCAGGUCACGGGCGAGGAUUAUGCUGAUUUCUUGACUUCGCUGCUGUAUAAUGAGAUUACUUCUGCGGGAAGUCCCAAGCCGGCGGCGAAAUUGUAG
Molecule: messenger RNA, 1629 nt
Organism: Canariomyces notabilis
Lineage: Eukaryota; Fungi; Ascomycota; Sordariomycetes; Sordariales; Chaetomiaceae
Product: malate synthase
Exons: 4
Coding region: 1-1629 (542 amino acids)
Biological process (GO): glyoxylate cycle
Cellular component (GO): peroxisomal matrix; cytoplasm
Molecular function (GO): malate synthase activity
Source: RefSeq, a predicted model, not a curated record